This is a messenger RNA of Uloborus diversus, 418 nucleotides long. RefSeq lists its product as uncharacterized. Lineage: Eukaryota; Metazoa; Arthropoda; Arachnida; Araneae; Uloboridae. The record is from RefSeq and is a predicted model, not a curated record. The coding region runs from base 91 to 405 and encodes 104 amino acids. The transcript has 3 exons.
GGCACAACUGGAGGAGAACCGUCCAAAUGGAGAUUUUUUCAAGCGGUGCAUGAAGUGAUUGGGGUGCUACCGUGCCAAGAUGCAUCGUCAAUGGUGGAAAGCAUGGAUAACAGCUUUCUGGCCGAUGAAAAUACAUCUUUAGUGACAGACAUGUCUCUUGAAGAGGACUGCCAGGAAGGUGGAGCAUUACCAAAUCAAAGACCAAAGAGAAGAAGAGUUGAAGGAGGGAAAAAGACCCGAUUUUUGGGCGAAUUGUUACAAAAAUUCAAUAACAUACAGCAGAAUUAUAACGAUAAUUCGAAAGAAAUGCUGAAUAUAAUGAAGCAAUCUGUAGAAAAUGACGCCAGUAUUAUUGAAGUUUUAAAAGAACAAACAAAUGUGCUGAGGGAUUUGUUAAAUAAAUGAUUUUAAUUUUGUA